Blepharisma stoltei is the source of this 1353-nucleotide messenger RNA. The record is from the annotation of a GenBank genome assembly. NCBI's taxonomy places the organism in Eukaryota, Ciliophora, Heterotrichea, Heterotrichida, Blepharismidae.
AUGGCGAGCAAAUCAUUGGCACUUAUCAGUAUCUACUUAGCAUUUUUCACAAAUGCGAUAAUCUUUACAAUUGUACUUCCAUAUGGAAGCAAAAUGGUAAUGAGUUUUGGGUUAGCAGACAGCAGAGAUGCAGCUGGGACUUGGGUUGGAAUUCUUACAUUUUCCCUCAUGUUCGGGACUUCUAUAUCAUCUCCUUUUUGAGGCCAACUUUGUGACAUCUGAGGAAGAAAGCCAAUAAUAAUGAUAGCAAUGCUAUCAGUUGCUGUUUUUUCAAUCAUUUUUGGUUUCUCAGCCAAUUUCUUGUUUGCACUUAUAUCUCGAUUUUUACUAGGAGCAAUGACACCUAUUGCAAUUGUCGGCAAAACUGUUAUCUCAGAAAUCUGCACUAGCAGUGAGCAGUCUUCAGCAAUGGCUUGACAAAAUAUCUUGUGACAAAUAGGCAUGAUUGUGGGCAGCAUAUUAGGAGGAUUGUUUGAAAGUCCUCAAGAGUCUGGAUUAGUUUCUUCUGGGAUUUUUGCUGAUUAUCCUUUCCUUCUGCCCAAUGUUGUGACUGCGAUUCUUGCUGCACUUUGUUUGCCGAUGAUUUAUUUAACUCUCUGGGAAACCCUUGACAAAUCUCAUAAUAGGCUUAGCCUGAUAAAUGAAAAUAAUAGGUCAUUUUGACAAAUUGCAAAAGAUCCUAUCUGUUUAAAGCCGCUUUCUGCAUAUGCCUGCUUUUCUAGUAACUCAACAGGAUUUCAUGAAAUAGUCACUUUAUGGUUCUGGGCAAAUAUUAACAGCGGAGGAUUUGAGAUGAACCCUAAUGAGAUUGGGCUAAUUCUAGGGGUUGGGUCUUGCCUGGUUCUUUUUAUACAGAAACCAGUACAUAACUUUAUAUGUGGAAAGCUGGGAAUGGUGAAAACUUUGCAUGCAUGUUUGCUGCUCCAAAUCCCUUCUUUAAUGAUUUUUCCACUAGCAAGUGCGCUGAAUAAAGACAACACAAUAAAAUGAGUCAUGCUUUGUUCUAUGUGUGCAUGAUGGUAUCUCGUCCUCAACAUUGGGUUUACUGCACAAGUCAUAAUUGCUAAUAAUUCAAUAGUCGCAAAAGAAAGAGGAAGAAUGAACGGGAUUUCGAUGACUGUGGGAGCUAUGGUAAGAGCUUUUGCACCUUUAGUGUAUGGGUUUAUUUUUUCUAAAACUGUAGAAAGCUCAUGGAUUUUCCCCUUUAAUUAUGCAGCAUCUUUUUAUAUUAUGGCUUUAUUAGCCUGUCUAGCUUAUUAUUCAAGCAGAAAUAUCCCAUCAUUUUUAAAUUCCCCAAUAGAAGAAGCUAUAGAAAACAAAUAUGUGUUGAUAAAUAAUUCUAAAAGCAGAUAA